AUGUUCUGCCCCAAUGAGUUGGCUGAUGUCCCUUUUUCUCUCCUCUUGUGUUUUUCAGCUUAUGGGGACGAGGAGGAAUUUAAGGCUGAUGACAAGAUCGAUGAGGAGCACCUGCAGGACGACGGCCUCUCCUUAGACGGCCAUGACGGCGAGUACCUCUGCAACGAGGAUGACGACGCCGGGGACCGAUUCAGCUUCCAGAACUCCCCGCUCAGCAAUGGGACCAACCCAGACGCCGGCUAUGCCUCUCCGCUCAGUGAUGCCAGCGACCAGCUUAUUGACUUCCAGAGUACUCCCUCCAAGGACGGACUUGAUAAGGAGGAGGAAGAGGCAGUCAGAGGAGAAGUAGAACACCUGAAGGUCCCCAACGGCCUGUCUCUGCAGGACAGCCUGGCGCAGAUGAAAGCCGUCUAUGCUAACCUGAUCUCUGAAGCCUCUUGGUCCAGCAUCACCAUGGACAUGCUGAGAAGUAACAGCAACAAGGUCAGCAGUGUGAUCAGCAACAGCAAUGGAAGCAGCCACAAGGGGAGCAACGUUAUCCUUAACAGUCAUGCUAACAGCCUUGUGAACAAUAAUAACCACAGCAACAGCAGCAGUGGCACCUCUGCCCCUACCAACACUACCAGCAACACUAGUGCUACAAGCACCGCUAAUACUACCAACACUGGCAACACAGGUGGAGUGGCCUACGACUGGCACCAAGCAGCUUUGGCCAAAACUUUUCAGCAUACACCAUACAAUCUCCUCCCCGAGCCAAGCCUCUUCAGCACUGUGCAGCUGUACCGGCAGAACAACAAGCUCUACGGCCCGGUAUUCACCGGUGCCAGCAAGUUCCGGUGCAAGGAUUGCAGCGGAGCCUAUGACACAUUGGUGGGGCUCACGGUGCACAUGAGUGAGUCAGGCCACUACCGUGAUGACAACAAAGACAAGGAGGAGGAGCGGGGAAAGAGGUGGUCCAAGCCCCGUAAGCGCUCCCUCAUGGAGAUGGAAGGAAAGGAGGAUGCUCAAAAGGUGCUCAAGUGCAUGUACUGCGGACACUCCUUUGAAUCCCUGCAGGACCUGAGCGUCCACAUGAUCAAAACGAAACACUACCAGAAAGUGCCUCUAAAAGAACCCAUGUCAGCCCUCGUCUCAAAGCUGGUGCCCCCUACCAGAAAAAGAGCAUUUCAGGACUUGGUGUCCCCAUGCUCACCGGAGUCUGUCCACAACACACCUGGUGUACACCUGGGAGAGACCUCAAAAGACCAGAAAGUGGUUAACCCCUAUGUCACAGCAAAUAACCGCUACGGCUACCAAAAUGGCGCCAGUUACACCUGGCAGUUUGAGGCGCGUAAGGCCCAGAUCCUCAAAUGCAUGGAGUGUGGGAGUUCCCACGACACCCUGCAACAACUGACCGCCCACAUGAUGGUCACAGGACACUUUCUGAAAGUGACCAACUCAGCGUCCAAAAAGGGGAAGCAGUUGGUGUUUGACCCUGUGGUUGAGGAAAAUAUACAGUCCAUUCCUCUCCCUCCGACCUCUACACGACUCCCGGUUCCCAAUGUGAAGUCACAGCCUGAUUCUCCUCCCUUGCACUCCUCCUCCACUGAAGAGAAAAGGGAGGAGCAUGAGGAGAACAUGAAGAUGAGUGAACCAGAGAAGAAGAUCAAAGAGGAGAAAGAGGAUCCGACUGAGAAAUGCGAGAAACCAGGCAAGGCUGGACAUUACAAGUAUCUCACAGAGGAAGACCUAGAGCAGACUCCCAAAGGAGGUGUGGAUAUCCUGAAGUCCUUAGAGUUCACUGUGUCAAGUGCAAUCAUCAAGGCCCAGACUGGGACGCCCACCUGGGGUGGUGCUGGCUACCCUAGCAUCCACGCUGCCUACCAGCUCCAUGGGUCUUUGAAGUCCUCCAUGCAGAGUGUCCAUGUGGUUCAACCCUUGUUCAGCACUAGCAGCUUGAAGAUGAUGUCCUCUGACUCCAGCAAUCUGAUCCACUCUCCGAGCAGCCCUUCCCCACCUCCAAGCCACAAGAACAAUGUGUUGGCCAUGGAAGAGCUGGUGGAAAAAGUCACAGGGAAAGUCACUGUGAAGAAGGAGAAGGAGGAAAAGGCCUCUGAAAAUAAAUGCAAAGCGAGAUCUGCCAAGUCACCCUCUCCACUGUCCAAGGAGAGGAAGGGCUCACCCAAGGUGGAUGGCCUCAACAAGCCAGGGAAAAACGUUGCCGUAGAGGAUCAGAGUGAGCCUAGAAGCAGAGAGGGAGAGGCAAAAGACAACAAAGCAGAUUUGUCAACGAAGAACGGAACAGACGUGCCAAAAACGGCAGUUGGCAACAGCUGUAACAGCUUGGGAAUCAUCACUGAUCACUCACCGGAGCAGCCUUUUGUCAACCCCCUCAGUGCGUUGCAGUCCAUCAUGAACAAUCACUUGGGAAAGGCCUCAAAGACGGCCACACCCUUUCUAGAUCCUCUGUCGAAGCUGUACAAGAUCAGUAACAGCAUGCUGGAGAAGCCCAUGAACAUCUCCACUCAGGUCAAACAAGUUCAGUCAAUCAAUCGAUUCUAUGACAACAAUGACCAGCCCAUGGACUUGACGAAAUCCAAAGUCACUAACGGACUAACUGCGAACAGCACCUCCACUACGCUAAACAGCACUACCAACUGUAAUACCAAUAACAGCAACAGACCCAUCCUCUCAAGCUUGUCUGAAUCUCUGUCGUCCCAAAAUGCUUUGAUGGACAUCUCCGACAUGGUCAAGAACCUGACUGGCCGUCUGACGCCCAAAUCCUCCACUCCGUCCUCCAUCUCGGAGAAAUCUGAUGCGGACAACAGCGCCUUCGAGGAUGGCUUGGAGGAGCUCUCUGCAGUCCAGAAAAGGAAAGGCCGGCAGUCCAACUGGAAUCCUCAGCACCUCCUCAUCCUUCAGGCCCAGUUUACCUCCUGUCUUCGGGAGACGUCUGACGGCAAGUUCGUCAUGACUGACCUUGGCCCCCAGGAGCGGGUCCACAUCUGCAAGUUCACCGGUCUCUCCUUGACCACUAUCUCCCAUUGGCUGGCCAACGUGAAGUACCAGCUGAGGAGGACAGGCGGGACAAAAUUCCUGAAGAACAUUGACUCGGGCCAGCCCCUGUUUCUGUGCAGUGACUGUGCCUCUCAGUUUAGGACUCCUUCCUCUUACAUAAACCAUUUGGAGUCCCACUUAGGCUUCAGCAUGAAGGACCUCUCCAAGCUUUCAAUAGAUCACAUUAGGGAGGAGCAGGCAGUUACCAGAAUGAUAACAGAGAAGACUUUCAGUUCCCUGGGACUUACCGAGGAAGACUCAGGCUCUGUAUUUCAGUGCACGCUCUGCAAUCGGACCUUUGUCAGCAAGCACGCGGUCAAGCUUCACCUUAGCAAAACACAUGGCAAGUCGCCGGAGGACCACCUCAUCUUUGUCACUGAACUAGAAAAGUUUGAUAAAGCCUAAAUGAGGUGGAGAAAGCUGAUGGCAUGACUGAUUACUGAAUCGUUGCACUAUAUCUCAAUACUGCACUGCAUCUCAACUGAGACUUCGGAAUCAGUCCGAAGUAACUGCUGUCAUAAAACUGGGCCAUGUUCUGUUUUGGAUUUCAGUUGUCUUUUAUUUUUCAACACACAUUUAGCAGAUCGUUUCUAUGAUCUUUAGGAUCUUUUGUCUGUGCAUGUUUUUCAGUGAAUUAAGAUUAAACCAACGUUUAAAAAAAAUGUUGACACAAACACACAUUCUGAAAAUGUAUGAUUGAUAUGAAGGUUUUUUGUUGUUUUCAACUAAUCAUAUUGAAAAUACAUUUUAAGAGAAAAAGUAAGAAGGAUUUCUGCACUUGGGCUACUAUGAAGAGGUACACAUUAGGAUUGUUCAAAUAAACUCCAUGGCACGAUGAUAUUUCAACGUUUAGAUUCUCACUUCUCCUGAUCACCUCAAAAUUGCAUAUGGGGUAGAACAUGUUAAAGGAUGAAAUGUAGGCCUAAUGACAAACUGCAGAAAGAACAGAAUACUCAUGAAUAUGUUCAGCUUUUCUCUGCAUAUUUGUUUAACUAAUCAAGUAUUAUUUACUGGUGGUAUUGCCAUAUUUGCUUUGAUACCAGUUGUAUUUUUAUGAUUGUGUGCCGCUUCAGUUUCAACUUGUAAAUUAAGUUUUAAAACUGAUAAAUAUAUAAAUGAUCAGCAAGUAUGUGUAAAUGUAUGUAAACAUAUCUUGCUAUUGGCAGAAGCUCAACAUUCUUUGUACUGUGUGCAUUUUUAUAUUGUCACUUUAUAGAAAAUAUGGAAAAAAUAAAUAACUAUGUACUGUAUAUAGGUAUAAAUAUAUACAGUAUAUAUAUAUAUAUACUGUAGAGCCAGAACAUGUCCUUUUUCAAUGAAAAGUAGGUCCUUCGUUGUGGUUUACAUGAUUAAAUAUAACUACAUGGCCAUCUCUUCUGAUGCAUGGUACUGUAUGUUAAAAUAAACAUGCAAUGCACAAUAAAUUAUACAUUUCAAUGUUUUAUCAUUAAUACUGUUCAGAAUUCUAUCCUCUAAAUCAUGAAAGUAUUGUUUUUUUUCUGCAAUUGUAAAAUAAACUCUAA
Messenger RNA from Salvelinus namaycush (lake trout), 4559 nucleotides. RefSeq names its product teashirt homolog 1-like. Gene Ontology annotation, molecular function: DNA binding; DNA-binding transcription factor activity, RNA polymerase II-specific. Lineage: Eukaryota; Metazoa; Chordata; Actinopteri; Salmoniformes; Salmonidae. Gene Ontology annotation, biological process: regulation of transcription by RNA polymerase II. Gene Ontology annotation, cellular component: nucleus. The record is from RefSeq and is a predicted model, not a curated record. Bases 1 to 3441 code for a protein of 1146 amino acids. The transcript has a single exon.